AUGAUGGAUGUCGAUCACAGUACUGCGGCCGAGGAUCGCUCGCGUCGAGCCACCAGUGUCCUGUCCAUGGAUGAUAUCGAAGCCGCCCAAGCCCUGGAAGGCUUGCGCACUGAAUACGGGCAAUCGCCUCGAACCUCGCAAACAUCCGAACAACAAAAGUCCCAGCCAGAGCCCCUCCUCUCUCUCCUGACGUCUACGCACCCCCUCAUCUCCUCGGCCAUCAAUGGGUCUGUCUCGGCUUAUACCAACUCCAAAUCCUACUCCCCCCGGUUCAAGUCUGGGGCUGAGUUCAUCGAGCGGAAUAUCGGGUCGCCUGUUGCCAAGUCCGUGGGCACCGUUGGUCGGAAGACCGGUGUGGAAAGCGGACUCCGGUGGGCGUUGCAGCGUCGGGCCUCGUCAUCGGCCAACUCGGGUCGGUCGAAACGUCGGAAAGUGCAUGGGCGGGAAGCCGAGCAGCAGCCCUCGGCGGACGCUGACGUGGACGUUGAGAAAGGGCCGCGGGAUGAUACUAUGGAAAAUGGUGCGGAGGGUCCUCCGCCGUAUGAUGAUCAGAAGUCGCCCAGCUACGAUGAGAUUGGACGGGACAGUCCUUCGAGACAGACUCAGCCGACCUGGCAGAGUCGGUUGAUGAUCUCGACGUCUGGACUGGGUGUUGCGAUGAGUGAGGAGUCGCUACGUAGUCUGCAGUACUGCUUAACGUGGCUGCGGUGGGCGAAUGGACGGUUGGGUAAGGCUAUUUUGGCGCUGCAGGGCGCGCUGAAGGAGUGGGACAGCUCGAAGCAGUCUGGCCAAGGGGGCCAGGAUGCAUCUUCCCAGGCGAAUCUGCUGACGCAGCGGAUACAGGCGGUCAAGGAAGAUGUUCUGUCCACUCUGAAGAGGGUGGUGGAUAUCGUCUCUAAGUACGCUGGUGGAGCGCUCCCGGAGAAUGCCCGGAAUCUUGUCCGUCGUCAUCUCACCUCCCUGCCGCAUCGGUUCCAGAUUGCUUCGACUUCCAACCCGCCACCGGACUCCGCGGCGGCUGCGUCCGACACCACGGUUAGCGCUCAUCGGAUUCUGGUGCUCGCUCAGGAAGGCCUCGACAUGAUGGCCCAGGUCAGUGGAGUCGUCAAUGACACCCUUGUCAGUGCGGAGCACUGGUGCGAGAGACUGGGCCGUAAGCGCCCCGAGGGCAAGAAUGCCGCGGAGGUUCAGCGGCCCCAGGAUCACCAUGAGUCCUAUCUGGCUGAUAUCAAGCGACCGAUUCAUGAGAAUUCCCCGCAUGAUGUGCCCAUGUCGGGCAUGGAGAAAGUGUGA
Molecule: messenger RNA, 1293 nt
Organism: Aspergillus homomorphus CBS 101889
Lineage: Eukaryota; Fungi; Ascomycota; Eurotiomycetes; Eurotiales; Aspergillaceae
Product: putative clock controled protein (Ccg-8)
Exons: 2
Coding region: 1-1293 (430 amino acids)
Biological process (GO): regulation of transcription by RNA polymerase II; endoplasmic reticulum unfolded protein response; phospholipid biosynthetic process
Cellular component (GO): endoplasmic reticulum; nucleus
Molecular function (GO): transcription corepressor activity
Source: RefSeq, a predicted model, not a curated record